Molecule: messenger RNA, 1429 nt
Organism: Polychytrium aggregatum
Lineage: Eukaryota; Fungi; Chytridiomycota; Chytridiomycetes; Polychytriales
Product: DNA glycosylase/AP lyase
Exons: 6
Coding region: 118-1320 (400 amino acids)
Biological process (GO): base-excision repair
Cellular component (GO): nucleus
Molecular function (GO): DNA-(apurinic or apyrimidinic site) endonuclease activity; damaged DNA binding; DNA N-glycosylase activity
Source: RefSeq, a predicted model, not a curated record
GCCCGAUUCACCCCCAUCGCCAUCCAGCCCUUGGAUUUUGGAAAUGCCUCUGCUCCCCGCCGACCACUGUUGCUAGCUGGAGUUGUUCCUGAUCUGCAGCAAGCAGAGCAAGCAAGUAUGCCUGAGCUUCCCGAAGUUGAGCGGGCCCGUCGGCUGGUCGACGACAAUCUUUUGGGAACCACCAUCGUCGACGCUGAGGCGUAUCCCGAUGAUCUGGUUUUUGUUCAUCCAACGACCCCAAGCGGGUUUGUCUCGAGUCUCAAGAACAAACGGAUCGUGGCCACCCAUCGCCGUGGGAAGCUCUUUUUCAUCGAGCUGGACCAGCCCCCGCACCCGGUCUUCCACUUUGGCAUGACGGGCUCGAUCCAGAUCAGGGGGUUGGCUCCCCCGACGUUCAUGGACUUCAAGACCGAUGCGACCAACUGGCCCCCGCGGUUCGUCAAGCUAGUUCUCAAGACAAGCAAUCACCUCGAGCUUGCCUUUACGGAUCCAAGACGGCUGGCCAGGGUGCGGGUGCUGAUGGAUCCGCUGCGGGAGCCGCCGAUCUCAGAGCUGGGAUUCGAUCCCGUGCAUAGCUUUCCCGACCUCGAGGACUUUGCCCAUAUCCUGCGAGCCAGGUCUGGAGCCGUCAAGGGAGUCCUCCUCGACCAGAGCUUCUGCGCCGGGAUCGGCAACUGGAUUGCGGAUGAGGUCCUCUUCCAGGCUCAUAUCCACCCGUCGCAGGGAUGCAGGACCCUCACAGACAACGAGAUACAGAUCCUACACAGCAAGAUCAAGUACGUCAUCGACACUGCCCUUGCGGUCAAUGCAGAUUCGGAUCGAUUUCCGGCAGACUGGAUGUUCCACUACAGAUGGAGCAAAGGCAAGAAGACGCAGCCCAAAAUGCCCGAUGGUCGUUGGAUUACUUUCGAGACAGUGGGUGGGCGAACUUCAGCCAUCGUCAAGGCCGUCCAAAAGCUCAGGGCUGGCACGAGCACAGUGUCGACAAAGAAGCGACAGGUUCUGGCUGAUAGUGGUGGGGAUACGCUCACCGUCAGCGAAGAACGAACCAAAGCGAGCGCCGUUUCUGAGGCCGAACAGCCUGAAGACCGAGAGUCUCCGCGGAAGCUGCCCAAGAUGCAGGCGACAGCCAGCAGCCGAGAGACCGAGACUGAGUCGAAGACCACCCCGACAAAGAGAUUCAAGAGCGAUUUGGACAGCGAGCCAAAUGGUGCCCGCCGAAGCAGACCGUCCAGGCACCAAGAGGAUCUCAGCGCUGUCGUCAAGGCUCAACACGAGUCUCGCCGGAUCACUCGCUCAAAGAGCCGAGGCAGUUCUUGAUUUGUGUGGUCUCCGCAGCCCCACUCUGUUGCCACGCUUGCUUAUCCCGGCAUAUCGCUGGCAGCGCCACCCCGAACAUGACCUCGUCUCUGAUGUGCCCUUGCAGCCA